AUGGUUGAUGUGACUCAAUCGCCCUACGGGGACUAUAAGUUCGUCGGUCGUGUGGAUCACAUAAAGACCUUUAAUCAGGCCAUCAAGUCUAUCUGCUUUAAUGAUUACGGCAUGCUUCAGGUGUCCGAAGACGGAAUGCGCAUUACGGUAGAGCAAGGAAAGUCCAUUCAGGCCACUUUGUUCAUGCCCCCAGGCGCCUUUAAAGAGUUCCACGUAGAGGAGUUCCAGUGCUUCGGCCUGAAGAUGAAUGUUCUCUCCGAGUGCUUGAACCUCUUUGGAUCCGCCGAUUGCAGUCUGAGGAUGAUGUACAGGGGUCACGGCGAUCCACUGAUGAUCAUCCUGUUUCCCUAUGACGAUGACGAUGUGAGCACCGAAUGCGCACUUAAAACUAUGGACUGCGAUGAGCCAAUUGACUAUGACAUGAACUUAAAGGAUCCCGAUCUAAAUGUUAUUUUUGUACGCGGACCGAACCUUGCUAAGGUGUUCAACGAACUGGAAAAGUCGGCAGAGGAAUUCGAGUUCGUCACAUCGCCCCAACGACCGCACUUUAAGAUCACCACCGUUGGAAUCAUGCAGGCUGUUUUCAGCGUCGAGGUGGCCAAGACCAGCCCUAUGAUGAUGAUGUUCAACUGUAAAAAGACAGUGGUUGCUCGCUACAAAAGCCAACAGAUCAAAAUUACCAAUAAGGCAAUGCAGUCUGCCACCAAGGUGGCCAUAAAAACGAACUCCAUUGGCCUAUUGGAACUGCACAUGGUAAUGCAGGGCGAGGGCCAUGAUGAGAUCUUUGUCCAGUUCUUUAUUAUUCCACUGCUUCAUACUGAUUAAGCUUUAUCCCACGAAACCGUUUACGAAAUAUAGCAUUUUAAUGUUGUUGAUAUGUAGACUUUGUAUAUGGUUCUUAAUGGUUCCAUAUCAAAAGAUAAAUAUUGAUUGCAUUUUAGUGACUGUUAGCUAUCAGUUGCAAAUUACGAUGAUUUUUCAGCUGUCCCCUCAUAUUUGCUAUUAGUUACAAAUGCAAAGAAAUAAAAGUACAAAAACUGAAAGCUGAUGUAAAUACAAUCAUGCAGUAGUCUAGCUGAUAAGACAUCUAUAAAUAAAUGUAUACAAAUACCAGUGUCUAUCCGAUUCCGGGCUGCUAUGCAGCCUGAGAGUCA
This is a messenger RNA of Drosophila eugracilis, 1154 nucleotides long. It is a transcript of the gene Rad1, whose product is annotated as cell cycle checkpoint protein RAD1. The transcript has 2 exons. Bases 1 to 825 code for a protein of 274 amino acids. Gene Ontology annotation, cellular component: checkpoint clamp complex; nucleus. NCBI's taxonomy places the organism in Eukaryota, Metazoa, Arthropoda, Insecta, Diptera, Drosophilidae. Gene Ontology annotation, biological process: DNA damage checkpoint signaling; DNA repair. Gene Ontology annotation, molecular function: 3'-5' exonuclease activity. The record is from RefSeq and is a predicted model, not a curated record.